UGUUGUUCAUCCGGCUGUUGUUGUUCCCUCCGGCAGUACCUGCACACGGAGCAGCGGCUGCUCCACGGCGACAUCAAAUCCCCGAACGUCGUCGUGCGCGGGGCCUUCGAAUCCGUCAAAAUCUGCGACAUCGGAGUCGCCCUGGCCCUGGAUGAGAACCUGGAAGCGCGCGAUCCCGAGCAGCCGUACGUGGGCACGGAGCCGUGGCUGCCUCCGGAGGCGCUGGAGCCGGGCGGGAUCAUCUCAGAUCGCUCCGACAUUUUCCCGCUGGGGCUGACGCUGUGGGAGAUGCUGGCGCUGAGCGUGCCCCACCUGCCCGACAGCAGCGAGGAUUCCUUCUGCUCGGAGGAUUCCCUGCGCUCCGAGGAUUCCCUGCGCUCCGAGGAUUCCCUGCGGGAGGAUUCCCGCUGCUCGGAGGAUUCCGAGGAUUCCUGGGAGCGGCAGUUCCGGGCGCGUUUGGGCUCGCGGCCGCCGCUGCCGGCGGAGGCGGCGCUGGAUCCGGCGCUGGGAUCCGUGCGGGAAUUGUUCUGCGCCUGCACCGCGGCCGAGCCCCGGCAGCGCCCGCCCGCCGCCGCCCUGUGCCGGGCACUGGAGCCACUGCCCAUGGCAAUUCCACAGGAACUCCUGGAGUGAGGGCUCGGAGCUCCAGAACACCGGAAUUCCCGGAGCUCCAGAGCCCUGAAAUUCCCAGAGCUCCAGAGCCCCGAAAUUCCCAAAGCUCCAGCCCCAACAUUCCCAGGUUUCCAACUCUGCCACGCCCUGGAGCCGCUGCCCAUGGCAAUUCCACAGGAACUCCUGGAGUGAGGGCUCAGAGCUCCAGAAUUCCCGGAGUUCCAGCCCCAAAAUUCCCAGAUUUCCAACUCUGCUGGGCGCUGGAGCCGCUCCCUGUGGGAAUUCCCCAGGAACUCCUGGAGUGAGGGCACAAAGCUCCAGAAUUCCCGGAGCUCCAGAGCCCUGAUAUUCCCGGAGCUCCAGCCCCGACAUUCCCAGAUUUCCAACUCUGCCGUGCCCUGGAGCUGCUCCCCGUGGGAAUUCCCCAGGAAUUCCAGUGAGGGACGGAGCUCCAGAAUUCCUGGAGUUUCAGAGUUUUCAUUCCCAGAAUUCUGGAGCCCGGAUGUUCCCGGAAUUCUGGAGCCCCAACAUUCCUGGAGUUCCAGAUCCUCAACCUCUUGCACUUCUGGAGCCCGGAUGUUCCCAGAUUUUCAAAGCCCCAGCAUUCCCAAUUUUCCAGAACCCUGAUAUUCCCGGAAUUCCGGAGCCCCAAACAUUCCCAGAUUUCCACCGGGACGUGGCUCUGGAACCUGGAAUUCCCCAAUUUCCACCCCCGGCCAUUCCCAGCUCUCCAGACCCCGACAUUCCCAAAUUUCCAGAGGGAUGCAGCUCUAGAGCCCCCAAAUUCCCGGAUUUCCAGAGCCCCAACAUUCCCGAAUUUCCAUUGAGACGCGGCUCCGGAGCCCCGACAUUCCCAGAUUUCCUCACCCCGUUAUUCCCGGAUUCCCACGGCGCCGUUCCCGGCUCUGGGAGCGCCUGGAAUUGUGUCCCUCCCAUUCCCAGAAUUCCGGGAUGGAUUUUCCCAGGGUCCUUUUUAGAUUGGAUUUCCCUAAAUUUGAGUUUGGAAAUUUUUUCCCAAUUUUUCCAGUUGGAUUUUCCCUUUUCCAGGUGGGAUUUUCCCUCUUUUUUUUCCCCCUGGAUCUUCCCAAGUUUUCCCGUUGGAUUCUCCCAGGUUGGGAGUUGGAUUUUCCCCGUUUUUCCCAGUUGGAUUUUCCCAAGUUUUUGGGGAUUUGGAUUUUCCCGAGGUUUUUUCCCGGAUUUCCCCUCCUUUGGGUCAGAUUUUCCCUCCUUUCCCAG
Messenger RNA from Parus major (Great Tit), 1848 nucleotides. RefSeq names its product PDZ binding kinase (gene PBK). The record is from RefSeq and is a predicted model, not a curated record. The annotation marks the transcript as partial. Lineage: Eukaryota; Metazoa; Chordata; Aves; Passeriformes; Paridae. The transcript has 3 exons. Gene Ontology annotation, molecular function: protein kinase activity; ATP binding. Gene Ontology annotation, biological process: protein phosphorylation.